Messenger RNA from Anopheles nili, 2621 nucleotides. It is a transcript of the gene eIF4B, whose product is annotated as eukaryotic translation initiation factor 4B. The coding region runs from base 62 to 1726 and encodes 554 amino acids. Lineage: Eukaryota; Metazoa; Arthropoda; Insecta; Diptera; Culicidae. The transcript has 5 exons. The record is from RefSeq and is a predicted model, not a curated record. Gene Ontology annotation, molecular function: RNA binding.
UUCGUGCGAGCAACUCGAGAUUCGCCCUUUCAUUAUCGCUUCUCAGACGAAGUUCAACAUAAUGGCUACGCAAGCAGGCAAGAAAGGGAAAAAAGUAAAAAAGAACAACAAGCUCUCGCUAGGCGAAUUCCUCACCGAUGGAAAUACGGCCGCGCUGAAUCAGGGCCAGAUUGCCGUCCCCGUAAAAUACGACCGUGAUGAUGGUGACGAUGACGACGAUGAUCGUCUGGGGCGCACCCAGUUGAUUGCUUUGCCCACGGCGCCCCGCGCCAGCCGCAUAAUGAACGACGAAAGCAUUCCGCAAAACCCACCCUACUCGAUUUACGUAUCCAACUUGCCGUACGACAUCAACGAGGAGGAUCUGUACGACAUCUUUGACAACGUCGAGAUCGUAGCGAUGUCGCUGCCACGCGACGAUGGUGACCUGCGCCGGCUGCGGGGUUUCGGCAACAUCGAGUUCGCAACGCGCAACGAUCUGCUGGAUGUCCUGGCCAUGCCGGAACCGAUGGUGCGUAACCGGCGCAUCCGUAUCGGGCUGUUUAACGAGAACGACAUGAAGCGGCGCACGAAUCGGUACGGCAACUUUUCCUCCGACAACGACCGACCGUCUUCUGGUGACAAUUGGCGCGAUCGGCCGGAUUCCGGUCCGCGUCCGAUGGACCGUGACCGUGACCGCGAUCGUGAUGGUGGUGGCAUGCGCCGGUCGUAUAACAGCUACAACAGGGACCGGGAUGAUCGCGAACGGCCAUCCGGUGAUUCGGGCGGCGGUGGUAACUGGCGAACGGGUGAUCGGCCGGCAAUGCCGCCACCGUUAUCGCCAAGUGCCGAUCGCCGGCGGUUCGAUCGUGACCGGGACAGUGGUGCUGGGUUCCGGCGGGCACCGGAAGCGCGGAUGACACCGCGCAGGGAACCGGACGUACCGAUGGAGCGCCCAAAGCUCGUCCUUCAGCCACGCACGCUUCCGUUGCCCGAGCAGCCGAAACCGCGCGCUUCAGACUCGGACGAUGACUCCGAGCCGAGUGGCCGGGAUGGGGCACACGAGCGGGAAAACGGUGUGGUAGAGGAAGCCCCGAGACCACGCCCUACGCCCGUCCCCGCGGCUAAAGUGUUCGGUGACGCCAAACCGGUCGAUACGGCUGCGCGCGAACGGGAAAUCGAGGAGCGACUCCAACGGAAAAAGGAAGAAGCACAGGCUGCAGCUGCUGCGGCGGCGGCAGCGGCAGCUGCAGCGGCCGCUGAGGAGCAGGACAAACAGGACACCAAGAGCGAGAGUACGGAGGGCGAUGACAAGCAACACUCCCGGCCGGGAAGUGGACGCAGCGCACCAUCGGAACCGGUCGUCAACUGGCGAGUCCGUACCACCAACGAGGACGAGAAAGGUAAAACGAGCGAGGAGCGCGUUCCGGUGCACUCGCGGAGGUAUAGCCCUAGCGGAAGGUUGAAUAGUAACAGACGUACGGACGAGCGUAAAACGGACAAUCGUGACCAGAAAGAAAAUCGCGGCUUGAACCGCUCGACGUAUAGCAACGGAGCAACUCGUGAAUUAACCCGCGCCCCGAUCCGCAAUGGCGACAUAAAAGAUCGUCGCGAGACCCCAAAACCCAUCGAAGAGAAAGACCCAAAAACGCUGGAAGAACGUAUGCCUAAAUUCCAGGAGCCUUCCGGACCGAACUUGGCGGUGAAUAAUAUUUUCGAUGGAUUGUCAGCGGACGAAAUUGAUGACUGAAAAAAUACCAAAACCACCACCAUCACCAGUUGACCUUCCGUUAAACAAAUAAUAGCGAAAAAAGAAAACAAACCAGGAAACAACAAUUAAUAAUACACACAUUCACCUGGGCGGAGCUGGAUCUGAGCGACUUUUCAGCUGGGGUUUGCAACGCGCGCGAAACGUAGACCAUUUUUUCCUGUAUCAUCUAACAAAUCAGUAACUAAAUCGUACGAAAAAAAAACACGGAAGUAAUUCUCAACUUUGAGACUCAUGCGUACAUAUGCGAUUAAAAUGAUCAUUCUGCUUUAUAAGAAAAAAAAAAGAUUAAUAAAUGUCAGGACUUCUCCCAUCCCGGGAAGGGCUAAGACUGAUGGAAGUAUUGUUGGACGAUAACAUUGAAGGAAACGCGCGAUCUGCAGCAGUAUAGUAUGAGAGGAAGUAUGGGGCGCCUUAAAACGCUUUAGAGUAGGACAAUUGAAGCAGCGAGGGAGACCCAAUCUCGCCCAUUGCCGAGCUAAACGUAAACUUUUCGAGAAACAAUAGCUAACGAGAGCGAAUGCAACGUCUGCAAUUAGUCUGGUUUGUUCUCAGUGUGUUGAAGGUACGAUUUGUUAGUCUCCCAUGCGAACGGAAGCUGCCACCAGCAGCAUAUGACGAUUAACAGGAGCAAAGGAAACGUAUCGGCUCAUUUAUGUGGCUAUGUUACCACGUUCAAGUUAUUUAUUUACUGUAUGUGUGUACCGUUUCACGAAAGGGCUCAGGUUUUUUUGUUAUCGCCUCCACAGUCUAAUUAACGUACUAGCAGUAGGAUAAAUGAACCGAAAAAUUAUUUGAAAUGUAUUUUGCUUCAUGUAAUCUUUUUCCAUGUAACCUUUUUCGAAAUAAACUAAAAUGCUGCGUACGCAUGCGAAUC